AUGGCUCAUUGUCUUAUCCUUGGUAUUUUAUCAACACAACGAUUAAUAUCAAAUGAAGUAAAUUUAAAUGAUGUUGAAGCAACACCUCAUACAAUUUAUGUAAAAAGUCUUUUAUCAUGCUCUAAUAAUCAACCAUAUUCAAUUGCAUUAAUAGACUCUAUGUCAAUGUAUUUUGAUAGAAUACGAAAUCAUGUUAAAUUAUUAUGUACACGUGAUUUAUUAUCCUAUGGACAACUUUCAUAUGAUACGAGAUUAACAUCAAUUCAAAGUAAUAAUACAUUACCAUUAACAGUUAAUCUUAGUUCAUUUAUAUAUCUACCUGAUUUAUUUCCAUCAUCACAACAUUUAUCAAAUUUAUAUGAUUUAUGUGAUGAAUAUUUUCUUCGAUGGUUUGAUAAAGAUGAUUUAAUGGUAUUAUUAAUAAGUUAUAAUUUAUGUAAAUCUGAUAUAUUACUUGGACAAAAACAACAAAAGAAUAUAAUCAAUUAUAUAUAUACAUUUAAUUGA
This is a messenger RNA of Rotaria sp. Silwood2, 507 nucleotides long. NCBI's taxonomy places the organism in Eukaryota, Metazoa, Rotifera, Eurotatoria, Philodinida, Philodinidae. The record is from the annotation of a GenBank genome assembly.